AUGAGAUUUGAAGUAGGCUUCGUGCUGAUGAGCAUAGUCAUUCUCGUCUUCCGGAGCUGUUACACCGUUUACUGGGAAGAGCGCCAGAAGAAGAAAAAGGAAAAGAAGCUAAAGGAAGACAUCGAAAUGAUGCAGAAAAUCGGCAAAAGUACUGACAAUGUCUUCAAAGUCAACACUCUCGAAAAGAAUUCAAACCUUCAAGUAGUAACCCAGUCGACGCGUUUAUUAGAAGACGAAGAUAAUGUGUUUUAA
Molecule: messenger RNA, 252 nt
Organism: Oikopleura dioica
Lineage: Eukaryota; Metazoa; Chordata; Appendicularia; Copelata; Oikopleuridae
Source: the annotation of a GenBank genome assembly